UCGAGGGCUGUGUGUUGACGCUCUACCAGCAACACAGUCACGAACAACCGGCUUAGGUACAGUCCCCCAAGAAUUCAAUUUUCUUCCUGCCUGUUGUGAAAUGGCUUAGAUCUAGUUUUUUCAGAAAGAAGAUAGCUUAAGGAUACAGGAACUUAGAGGCAGUUAACGCGUGGGCUGCGGCGCCAUGAACCAGCCGGACCGCUAUGUGCAGUUUGUGCUUCCCGAGGGGGAACGCAAGGUUAACUAUAAGGCCGAUACAAAACUGAAGGAUGCCGGCACCUUCUCGUUUCGUUCUGAGGACCACACCAUGGGGAACCUGCUGAGGAUGCAGUUGCAUUCAGACAAGGCGAUGGUUUUCGCUGGAUAUCGCAUUCCACAUCCAUUGGAGCCGGUGAUGGUUGUUAAGGUGCAGACCAAUGGGACGAAAUCCCCAGAGGAGGCAAUGGUGCAUGCGCUACAAGAUCUGGCGAGCGAGUUCGGUUACAUGCUGAAUGAGUUUGAUCGGGAAGUGAUGAAUGCACAGCAGAACCCGAUGCACAACCUUUGACGUCUGAGCAAGAACAGAUCGUACAUAGCCGUCUUGGCGUCAGGUCUAUCUAUAGGUAUCCACUUCUUUUGCCUAACAUCGCGUGUUCUCGCGUAAGAACUGGGGGGUCGGCGGCCUGCAAGGUUGUCCUUUUUUAAACACUCGAGUGGUCGUUUUCCAUGGAAUACAACCUGACCUGACCUGUACGUGUAUCUUCUAUGGAUGUAACGUUCACCGUUG
Volvox carteri f. nagariensis is the source of this 766-nucleotide messenger RNA. RefSeq lists its product as uncharacterized. Gene Ontology annotation, cellular component: RNA polymerase II, core complex. Gene Ontology annotation, biological process: transcription by RNA polymerase II. The transcript has a single exon. The record is from RefSeq and is a predicted model, not a curated record. Bases 185 to 547 code for a protein of 120 amino acids. NCBI's taxonomy places the organism in Eukaryota, Viridiplantae, Chlorophyta, Chlorophyceae, Chlamydomonadales, Volvocaceae. Gene Ontology annotation, molecular function: protein dimerization activity.